Messenger RNA from Girardinichthys multiradiatus, 12767 nucleotides. It is a transcript of the gene prkdc, whose product is annotated as protein kinase, DNA-activated, catalytic subunit. Bases 109 to 12459 code for a protein of 4116 amino acids. Gene Ontology annotation, molecular function: protein binding; DNA-dependent protein kinase activity. The transcript is spliced from 86 exons. Gene Ontology annotation, biological process: telomere maintenance; intrinsic apoptotic signaling pathway in response to DNA damage; immunoglobulin V(D)J recombination. Gene Ontology annotation, cellular component: nucleus. Lineage: Eukaryota; Metazoa; Chordata; Actinopteri; Cyprinodontiformes; Goodeidae. The record is from RefSeq and is a predicted model, not a curated record.
GAUUUGAGUGAAGCCACUCCGCUGGCAGUUUGUUGAUUUCUCUGCCGCUAGCUGAAGCAAUGCGGACCUCUUAGCAGCUUGUUUCAACUCGGACCGGUAACUGGAGCCAUGUCUUCCCAGAGCAGCCCGGCUUCGGGGAUCCAGGGGCUUCUUCUCAAACUUCACGAAUCCCUUUCAGACGAAGACAGUCGCUCUGCAGCCCUGAAAUGUCACGAUACUAUCGGCGAUCUGGGACAGGAGUGCAUGCUAACAUCCACCGAGAAUGAACUGGCUUUUCAGGCUUCACUGUUAUUCUCAAAAGACUAUGGACUGCUCAGCUUCCUCAGGAAGGCCCUGGCGUUGGAUGAGUUGCGGGACACCCGGGUCGAAAUCGUGCAAUUUUUAGAGAAAUUUCUGGACAAAGUAUCACCGCGAGUCAAAGGCUGGGAGAAAACCUAUGCCACGGACAUAAGAGACUUGUGCAUGGGUGCGUACAAAAAGGAAAAAGUUGCCAAAUGUAGGACCCCAUUGUUGGAGCUGCUUAUAAAGGUUCUUCAAACAACCAAGGCCUCCAGUGUGGCUGCAGAGUUUAAAAUCGGUGACAUAUUCGAGAAAUUUUACAGCGAACUCUGCCAGAGGAGCAAGUUAGCCGACUCGGUUCUCGGCAAAAUCUAUGAGUUGUUAGGAGUUCUGGGAGAGGUUCAUCCCAGCGAAAUGGUCAACAACUCCGACAAGUUAUACAGGGCCUAUCUUGGGGAGCUCAAAGAGCAGAUGACAUCCUCAACAAAGGAGCCGAGGCUGUUUGUUGUGGCUGGAUGUUUACGAGGCAUAACUGCCCUGAUGGUUAAUUUCACUAAAACCAUGGAAGAAGACCCAGCAACAUCCAAAGAGAUCUUUCAAUAUGCCCUGAAGGCCAUCACUCCCCAGAUGGAAAUGAACCGUUACGCUGUCACAUUUGCCGGGCUCCGGCUGUUCGCCAGACAUGCGUCCCAGUUCAGCAGCUGCCUCAUGGACCACUACAGGGACCUGUUUGAGACCAUGUGUAAGCUCUGCGGCCAUAUCAAUGGCGAAAUGAAGAAGACGAGUUACAGCGCUCUAGAAGCCUUUCUCAAACAGGUUGCCUUGUUGGUGGCGGACAAUAUUGAGGAGCACAAAAGCAAGCUGAAGUUCUUCAUGCAAAAGUUCUGCGGCAUCAUUAAAACCAUGGACUCGACGCACAAGGAGCUGUCUAUUGCCAUACGUGGUUAUGGCUUCUUCGCAGCUCCGUGCAAGAAGGUGUGCCCCCAAGAUGUAGACCUGAUGUACACGGAGUUAAUUCAGCGCUGUAAGCAGAUGUAUCUGACUGAGUCUGACGGGGAAGACGACAGCUUCUACCAGCUGCCUAGCUUCCUGGACUCCAUAGCUAGUGUCCUUAUUCAUCUGGACAAGAUUCCAGAAGUGUAUACCCCACUGUUGGAACGCCUUCUUGUGGUGCAGAUUGACAGCUUCCCUCAGUACAGCGAGAGGAUGCAGUUUGCCUGCAGCAGGUCUAUCCUGAAGGUCUUCGUGGCCGUGGCCUCCAAAGGACCAGUGCUGUGGAGCUUUAUCAGCUCUGUGGUGCACCAGGGUUUGAUUCGAGUCUGUUCAAAACCCAUCUUGUCGUCUGGGGACAGUUCCUCUGAAUCCUCAGAAGUUCGGACGGGAAAAUGGAAAGUUCCUUCCAGUGCCAAUUACCUCCCUCUCUAUAAGGGGCUUCUGGACUGUGACCAGCUGAAGGAUUCAGGAUUCUUAGACGGCACUUUUGAAAGUCAGAACGCGGCUCUCGGCUCUUUGAGUCGUCUUCUGUACGAAGAGUUGGUCAAGUCAAUUCUGCGCAUUGUGGAAAAGUUGGACUUAUCUGUGCAGAAAAUAACAACAGGAGAGGAGGCCCCGGACGACACAGCCCACGUCCUGCCCUCGUCCGACCCCACGGCUCACCUGUUGCCCAAUAAGGUCAAAGACUUCACUGCUUUCAUCAACCUGGUUGACUUCUGCAGCGAGUUGCUGCUGAACAAGCACGUGGAGUAUUUCCACUGCUGGAUGUUUCCCCUGAGCCAUGAACUGAUCCUGCACUCCAUAAGGAAUCCACUCGUCAGCGGCUUCUACAAGCUGCUGUCCGUCGCCAUGAAAAUCGCCAAGAGGACCAAGUACUACCAGGGUGUCGGUCCGAGAAGCUCGGCGUCCCCUCAGGAUGACACAGUUAGAAAUGCUUGCUUUGCUCUCUUCUCAAAGUUUGGAAAAGAGGUGUGUGUCCGGAUGAAGCAGUACAAGGAUGAGUUGCUGGCUUCCUGCUUGACCUUUGUCCUCUCGCUGCACCACAACAUUGUUGCUCUGGACAUGAAGGCUUACUGUCCAGCUCUGGAGACGGCUCUCAGGUUGGGCCUAAGUCACGUUCCUCUGGCAAACGCAGCCUUAGACGCUCUCGAGGACUGGUCCUCCUGCCUCCCGCCGGAGACCAUGCAGCCCUGCUAUGCCGACAUCCUGCCUCUCCUGGAUGGAUACCUGAAAACCACCUCCUCCAGCGACAAAGACGAAAGCAACUGGGAGGUGAUGUCCUCUUUUUCUUCAAGAAGAGACAAAGGAUACAGCAGAGUAAUGACAAGGCUCCUGAAGAAAUCCAACCAGCUUUCCACAGAAGAUGCUCCUCUGGUUAUGCUGAGGCUCAGAGUGGUGAAGCUGCUUGGUCACCUUGGAGGGAAGCUGAACAGGAACCUUGUGACUGUGGUCUCAUCGGAAGAAAUGAUGAAGAAAUUCGUGGCCUGGGAUUCGGAAAAAAGACUUAGCUUCGCCGUGCCGUUUGCCGACAUGAAGCCAGUGAUCUACCUGGAUCCCUUUCUGCCCCGCAUCAGCGAACUGGCGUUGUCCACAAGUGAUCGACAGACUAAAGUGGCGGCCUGUGAACUGCUCCACAGCUUGGUGGUCUACAUGGUUGGGAAAAGUGCUCAGAUGGUGGAGGGGGAGAACAAAGUGCCUCCGAUGUACAAGCUGCACAAAAAGCUCUUUCCUGUGUUGCUGCGUCUGGCCUGUGAUGUUGAUCAGGUAACCAGGCAGCUCUUUGAACCCCUGGUCAUGCAGCUGAUUCACUGGUUCACAAACAACAAGAAGUUCGAGAGCCAAGACACAGUAGCUGUUCUAGAGGCCAUUCUGGAUGGUGUGAUUGACCCAAUGGACAGCAGUCUCAGAGACUUCUGUGGGCGAUGCAUCGAAGAGUUCGUCAAGUGGUCGAUUAAACAAACCACCCCCAAGCAGCAGGAGAAGAGCCCCACCAACAUGAAGUCCCUCUUUAAGCGGAUUUACAGCCUGGCUCUGCACCCUAAUGGGUUUAAAAGACUCGGCGCCGCCCUGGCUUUCAACAGCAUCUACAGAGAGUUCAGAGAGGAAAACUCCUUGGUGGAACAGUUCGUCUUCGAAGUUCUUGUCAUAUUUGUUGAAAGUCUGGCUCUGGCGCACUCAGAUGAGCGAUCCAUGGGUACGGUGCAGCAGAGCAGCAGUGCCAUUGACCAUCUGAAGAGAAUAAUCAAACACAAAGCCCCCAGUCUCAAUCAGCACAAUGUAAAGAGACGCGUUCCAAGGGGUUUUCCGGCUGAGGAGAAGCUGUGUCUGUCAGAUGUGGUCAUCUGGCUGCUGGAGCAGUGUGGCCGACCGCAGACAGAGUGUCGCCACAAAUGUAUGGAGCUCUUCUAUGAAUUCAUUCCCCUCCUCCCAGGAAAGAAAUCUCAGUCGCAGUGGUUAGAGGGUUUGCUGAAGGAUCAUGGCAUCGAUUUCCUGAUCUCCCGGUUUGAGGGUGGGGGUCUCCUCUACCAACCAACGCUCAGGGACCUGACGGGCCCCUUCAGCGUACGAGCCACCCUGCAGUGGAUGGACCUGUUACUGGCUGUUCUGGACUGCUACAACACCUUCAUUCGCCUACACAUCAUCAAGCCUCAGCUCAUUCUCGACUCCACUGGUUCAAAAGACCACAGCUUCCUGAAAGCCACACACUUCUUCCUGACGGAGCUGGCAGUUCACGGACUGACAGCUGCAGAGAGCUGUUUCCCUCACGGCGAGAGGACGUCUCACUUCAGCCCAAGAGAGGUGGACCAGUACAACUACAGCAAGUGCACCAUCGUUGUUCGUCUGCUGGAGUUCGCCUCCAUGAUUCUCGACAACGGAGACCAAGGGAUCUGGAAGCUUCUGGAGCAAGAUGUGUUCUGCUCGGUGUUUUUUGAUUUAACCGCAGCGGCGGUGUGUGAGCCGUCCGCUGUGGGGUUCAACAUGGCUGACGUGGAGGUGAUGAGAAACCUACCAGAGGUGUGCGUGCCUUUGCUCAAGGCUCUGUUGGCUUCACCUUACCGCAGCCGCCUUGAAAGCAGCUUGUGGACAAAAAUCUCUCGUAAAAGUGUGGAGGACUUGUGUGAGGUAGACCUGUACCACCCGGGUACUCUCAACCGCCAUGACCAAACGGAAAUGGUGCUUUCCUCCUGUAAGCAGAUCCACAGAGCUGGCUUCCUUAGCUCCAUUCUGCACAGCCAGGAUUCCGCCUACGGCGAGUCUCUUGGCUCCAAGCUUCUGAUGACGGUGUAUAAAGGCAUAGCGCCUGGAGGAGACAGGAAGGCACUUCCAUCCUUGGACGUAAACACCAGGAGAUCAGCGGACGGACUUCUCCAACUCGCCUUUUCUAUAAGCCAACAGAGUGAGCAGCUGGUGGAGUUGCUGUUGAACACCAUCAUGCUUUCUGUGCCAGUAUCAGGCGGUCACAGCCACAACUUUCUAAGCUUCUCCCACGGCGAGUACUUCUACAGCCUCUUCCAGACGACCAUCAACAGCGAACUGCUUAGAAAUCUGGAAGCCGCAGUGCCACGCCUCAUGAAGGCCUCCUCUGAGAAUCCCAGCAUGGUGAGCGUGUUGCUGAACGGCAUGCUGGGCCACAGCUUUAGAGAACGUUCUGUGAGGAAAACUCAGGGCCAGAAGCUGGUGGAAGAAGUUCUGAGGCGGUGGACGAGUCUGCAGUCAUGGUGGGCGGGACCCUCAUCUACGGCAGAGAGUAAAACUGCUACUCUCCUUCUGCUCUCCAAGCUUCUGCAGAUUGACUCCUCUGUUUGCUCUGAUGUACACCACAAAGCCUUCCAGCAGGUGUUUUCCACUUUCACUGUGCUGCUGGUUGAUAUGACUCUGCCUCUGAAUCUCAAGAGUCAGGCCCUGUUGGUGUUGCCUUUCUUCACAACGCUCCAAGGUGAGCCUCUUGCCGGGCUGCAGAAAGCUCUCGACACUCUGGUCGCCUCCCACUUCCCCAUGCAGUCCGAUGAGUUCGCCAAGGGCUCGCUGCACCGCAACAACUACAUGGACUGUAUCCGGAAGUUGCUGGAUGCCCUGGAGCUUUCCCAGAGUCCUUUGCUGCUCCGACUGAUGGCAGGAGUUCUGUGUCGGGAUGGGAGGCACAUCGUGGAGGAGCAGUUUCAAACCUGUUUCCAAAGAAUCGCAAAGAGAGCAAACAGUGAGCGGCAGCUGCAGCUGCUUUGUGUGGUGUAUGAGGUAAUUCAACAGGGUGACGUGCCAGCGAGCUCCAUGCUGCAGGCCAUGAUGGAGAGAGUUCUGCUGCCUCUGGCCUCCCACUGCAGCACCAAGGCCCUGAGCGACUUCUUUGUGACAAACGUCUGUGAAAUUAUUGCUUUCCUGCAAAGUCGUUUCACAAAGUCUAGUGAAACCGCUUUUGAGAUACAGCUGCUGAAGAAGAAUGGCUGCUUCAAGCUGAUGGAGCUCCUGUAUUCCCGGCUUCCUAAAGAUGAAGUUUACUCCAAGGAGUCCCGUAUCAAUCAGGCCUACUGUCGCUUGGAGAAAACGGAGGGAAACGAGUUGUCUAAAACCUUGAUCAAGUCAUGUUUCGAAGCCUUCACGGAGAACAUGGCCGGUGAGACUCAGAUGCUUGAACUCAGGAGAAGCUAUCACUGUGCUGCGUACAACUGUGCCAUCGCGGUCAUCAGCUGCAGCUUCAGUGAGCCCAAAUUCUACCAGGGCUUCCUUUUUAGUGAGAAACCAGAGAAGAACCAGUUCAUUCUCGAAAACAUCAUUGACGUUCAACGCACCUACAGUUUUCCCAUUGAAAUUGAGGUCCCACUUGAGAGGAAGAAGAAAUAUUUCAUGAUCCGAAAAGAAGUUAGUGAUGAGACUGGAGAGGCGCCCGUGUAUCUUUCCUCCCAGUCCUACAUGGCCGACAGCAGCCUAAGUGAGGAGAUGAGUCAGUUUGAUUUCUCCACGGGGGUCCAAAGCUUUUCUUUUAGCUCACAGAACCCCCAGGGACAAAAACGCACUGUGGUGAAAAAGGAAACUGAGGAGGAAAGAAGUCCUUCCCAGGAUGGAACGGUGGAUCUGGAAAUGGAUGAGCUAAACCAGCAUGAAUGCAUGGCGACCAUGACGGCUUUGGUACAACACAUGCAGAGGAGCAACAUAACCCCGAACAUCGAGCAGGGAAUCAUGUCUAAUGAGCUUCCUCCAUGGAUGAAGUUUCUGCACGGAAAACUGGCGAAUCCAGCAACACCUCUGAACAUUCGACUCUUCAUCUCAAAGCUUAUAAUCAACACAGAGGAGGUGUUUCGGCCGUAUGCCAAGCACUGGCUCGGGCCCCUGCUGCAGCUCGUUGUGUCUGGAAAUAAUGGAGGAGUGGGGAUCCAUUUCAUGGUGGUGGAUAUUGUGGUCACAAUUCUGUCCUGGACCAGUCUGGUCACUCCAAAGGGAAACCCCAGAGAUGAAGUCCUUGCCAAUCGGCUGUUGGAGUUCCUGAUGAGGCACAGCUUCCACCAGAAAAGGGCCGUUUUCCGCCACAACCUGGAGAUCAUCCGCACGUUGGUAGAGUGCUGGAAAGACUGCCUGCAUGUGCCUUACAGUCUAAUAUAUGAGCGCUUUUGUGGGACCGACCCAAACAGCAAAGACAACUCUGUUGGACUCCAGCUGCUGGGAAUCAUCCUGGCCAACAACCUGCCCGCCUACGGUGCUUCGUGUGGAAUUGAAUACGACAGGUACAUCCAGUCCCUCAGCAACAACGUGUCCUUCACCAGAUAUAAAGAGGUCUACUCAGCUGCAGCUGAAAUUAUUGGCCUCGUCCUGAAGAGCACAAUGGAAAGAGUCGAUGGGGUCAUGUCACAGCAACAGCAAGAACUUUUCAGCCUCGCUGCAACCAAAAUAAUGAAUCUGAAGAAAAACGAUCUGGAUGACAAGUUCAUCAUUUGCUUGAACAAAGUGUCCAAACACUUCCCGCCUUUUAUGGAUCGGUUCGUCAAUCACGUGUUUCUCCUGCUCCCGAAGCUGCACGGCAUCUUAAAGAUUCAUUGUCUGGAGUGCGUGCUGAGCCGAGCCGAUGUGAUCCCAGAUAUCUUCCUGCAGUUAAAGAGCUCAGGUUUCAUUCAGAUGAUGAGCCACAGGGAUGAAGUGAGACAGAGAGUGUGUCUGGAUAUCAUCCACAAGAUAAUUGCCCUCCUGACUCCGGUGGAACUGCAGGAGCUCCUGGGGGCAGUGACGGCGUUUGUCUCUCAUCCUUCACCUGUUUGCAGAGAGAGGAUGUAUGACAUCCUCAUGUGGAUUCAGGACAACUACGGUGAUGAAGAAAGCAUGAAAGACAAAAUCUCUCUGGAGGUUCUGGAUACAGCUAAAGAAACUUUACUUCAAGGACUUUCAGAGGAAAACCAAGGCCUUCAGCUUUAUGUCCGUAACUUCUGGAGUCAGGAAAAGCGCCUCCCCACUGCGACCCUGGAGCGAAUGCUGACGGUGCUCCGGUCCCUGUACUCCUGCCAGAUCGAACGGUGUUUUCUGAGCCUGCUCACCAAUCUGCUGCUAGAGAUGACCAGCCAGAGUCCUGACUUCAAGCGGAACAUGUUCGAGUAUCCUCUGUCAGAGUGCACCUUCCAGGACUAUGUGAUUGAUUCAAACUGGCGCUUCAGGAGCACAGUAAUGACACCCAUGUUCGUUGAGACCCAAAGCUCUCAGGCCCCGGAGAGUGCAGGGGCCUCCCAGUCCGGGGCCAUGAAGGGGAAGCUCAGAGCCACUCAGACUUCAUUAGAGUUUAGUCAAACCCAGACACCAGGUCGCCGUACAGCCUAUAACUGGCUGACAGGCAGCAGCGUGGACACCCUCACAGAUUACUCCUCUAGCUCAGAGUCUCUGUCUUCACUGCUUGUGUUUGAGAAGAAAUCAGAGCGGCAGACUGCAGCAAGAAGACCUGUAGGAGAAGGCUUCGGCCUCAGGCGCCUGACUGCCUCCACAGACGAGGUGGACAGUCGUACCAGAGCUGAAAACGAGCGACGGAGCAACAUUCUGAGGCUACGACGCAGAUUCCUGAAAGACCAGGAGAAAGUCAGUCUGGGUUUUGCCCAAAAAGAGAUCCAACAACAGAGACAGAAGAAGGAUGAAAAAGCUGACCAGAGGCUGCGAAAAGAGGCUCAGGUGACUCUGUAUCGGAACUACAGAGUGGGCGACUUCCCAGAUAUCCAGAUCCCAUACAGCAGUCUCAUUGCUCCCCUUCAAGCUUUAGCUCAGAGAGACCCAAUUUUAGCCAAGCAGCUCUUCAGCUCCCUUUUUGCCGGCAUCCUCCACGAAAUGGAUAAAAACCACAAUGUGCAGGAGAGUGGAAGAAUUAAGGAGGAGCUGCGGUUCAACAUGAACACAUUCCUAAAUAAAAGUACACUCUGCUUCCCCCCAUUCAUAGCAUGCCUGCAGGAUAUGUGUUACCAGCAGAGGGAGCUGCAGCAGCUUGAUCCAGCAGCCAUCAGCUCCACCUGCCGGGUCAGUCUUCAGCAGCCAUCAGGCAUCCUGCUGCUGGAGGAGGGUCUGCUGCAGGCUGCUGGACCAGGGGGACCUCCCGCCAAACGGUCGCGAGGACGAAAGGAAAUCCCACCAGACACCAACAAGUGGAUCCACCUUGCAAGACUUUACAGGGACCUGGAGGAUUAUGAUGUUGUGCGCGGCAUCUUUGGUGGGAAAGUUGGCACAAAGUCGAUCACCUCUGCUGCUCUUCGAGCCGAAGCGAACACAGACUUUGCAGAAGCUGUGAAACUUUACAAUCAGGCUCUGAACAAUGAGGAGUGGUCGGAUGGCGAACCCACUGACUCCGAGAAGGAUUUCUGGGAAAUUGCAGCUAUGGAGUCAUAUAACCAGCUGACUGAGUGGAAGUCUCUUCAGUACUGUUCCACUGUGUACAUUGAUGAAAACUCUCCACCCAACCUGGACAGGAUGUGGUCCGAGCCUUUCUACCAGGACAUGUACCUGCAGCACAUGAUUCGCAGCAUGUUGAAGCAGCUGCAGCUGGGUGAGAGCGACCAAACUCUGCUCAGCUUCAUCGACAAAGCCAUGAAGGUUGAGGAGCGCAAAAAGCUGCUGGAGACUAAGCACAGCCAGGAGCUCAGCCUGCUCUACAUCCUGCAGGAGGACUACGACCGCGCCAAGUACUACACCAACUACGCCAUGCAGCUCUUCAUGGAGAGUUACUCCAGUGUAGAUACGCUUCUGACUCAAAGCCGACUGACCAUCCUUCAGUCGGUGCAGGCACUGACGGAGAUCCAGGACUUCCUGCUCUUCAUUAAAGGAGAUGUGUCUGUGAGUGCUCUUAAGCACCUCAUCAGAUCUUGGACUGAUCGGUAUCCUGACUCUAAAGUGGAUCCAGUGACCGUAUGGGAUGACAUCAUCACAUCUCGGUGUUUCUUUUUGGACAAGAUCAGAGAAAAGCUGAGGGGCCCGGCCCCCAGCGACAGCAUAGAGGUGGACGGUGGACAAGACCCGGCUGGCGACAUCGAGACGAUAGUGAACGACUGCAAGUUCUCCAUGAAGCUGCACAUGGCUGACAGCGCCUGUCAGCAGAAAAAUUUCCCAGUCGCCACCAAGCUGCUGAAGGAGCUUCACAAGGAAGCCAAGACCAACAGAGGCUGGCUGCUGCGCUGGGUCCACUGCUUCAGCAGCUACAAUCACAAGCGCAGCCCGGCGCAGGGUCCCGUGGACCAGAUCGCUGCAAUGCUGAAGACCAUCCCGCUCCUUGAGGAGCUUGAGGCAGACUGUCAGAGUGCCACAUCUAAAGUGUUCAGAUGGCAGAAGAUCCUCCAGGGCACGUCGUGCCACAUCUUGGCCUCAGCUGUAGGCAGAAGCCCGUCUGUCCUGGGAACACUUGGUGCAGAGAAAAAAGACAGGGUUGUCAAGCUUUCAGGAGUUGCAAGCCCCGCUGAAAGCCCAAAGGAAGUGGAGGUGGGAUUGCAGCUGCAUGCACUGAAGUUGCUGUGUGAAGGAAGCAGAAAGGCUGACGAGGAGCUUCAGUCUUUUGCUCAGGACUUUGUGGAGACCAACAGCGUCACAGAGACGUACAUGGCUUUGGCUAAUUUUUGUGACAAGCUGCUGCGAAACGACGAGCAGAACGACACCGUUAGUGAAUUCCCAGACCUUCUGGCACUGCCUGUGCAUGUAGUAGAGAGCAUGCUGAAAGCACUGAAGAUGAACUCGGAGGAGGCUCGUCUCAAGUUUCCACGACUUCUGCAGAUUAUUGAGCUGUAUCCAUCCGAAACACUGGACGUCAUGACAAAGGAGAUGAUGUCAGUACCCUGCUGGAUACUCAUCAGCUGGAUCAGCCAAAUGGUUGCUCUGCUGGACAAACCUGAAGCUGUAGCAGUACAGCACUGCAUUCAGCAGAUAGCAAAGUGCUACCCACAGGCUCUGGUUUACGCUCUCAUGAUCAGCAGUGAGAGUUACCGCUUUGAAAAGUCAGCAACGGGACACCAGCAGCAGGAAUUUGUCAACAGGCUCAGGAACUUGCUGGAUACACGAGGAGCUUUGAAGAAGUUUGUGGACGCCCUGCAGCAGCUCACAAAUCCUGACAUGAUUUUUAGGGACUGGUGGGAUAGUGUGAAAAAUGAAAUGGAAAAGGCCACCUUCAGUAAGGAGCAGAUGGCCGACAUGUAUGAGGAGAUGCGCUCUUUGCUGUGUGAUCCGAACAUCGAGGGACACGGAGUGUUUCGCAAGAAAUUUAUACAAAAAUUUUCCAAAGAUGUGGAGAAACUCUUAGGACCUAAUGGUGCCAAUCUUUUUGAGAAGAGGAAAAACAAAAACUUUCUGCAAGAAGUGAAUAAGCUGGCAGUUUCCAUGCGUGGAUUUCAGAAGGAACCAGGGAAUCUGAAGGAGUACUCGCCCUGGUUGAGUGGAUUUAAAGCUGACCCAUUCAGCAAUGAGCUGGAGAUUCCAGGACAGUAUGAUGGGAGAUCUAAACCAUUAACGGAGUAUCAUGCAAAAAUAACUGGCUUUGAUGAAAGGGUAAAGGUGAUGUCUUCUAUGUGUCACCCCAAACGUCUGAUCAUCCGCGGGAACGAUGAGCGGGACCACCCCUUUCUGGUAAAGGGUGGUGAGGAUCUGCGGCAGGACCAGCGCAUCGAGCAGCUUUUUGGUGUUAUGAACAUUGUGUUGAGCCACGACACAUCCUGCACACGCCGAGGCUUGCAGCUCCGCACGUACCAAGUCAUUCCCAUAACCACCAGAAUUGGUCUGAUUGAGUGGAUGGAAAAUACGUGCACUCUGAAAGAGUUCGUCUACAACGCAAUGAUGGAAGAGGAGAAGCAAAAGGCAGGAAGGUGUGCUGAAAUCUAUAAUAAAUGGCUCUCCACCUUUGGUGGAAGUUCUACAACUGGUAUUUCCCUGUAUGGACUCUCUUACAAGAAAGCAAAGCGUGCUGAUGCAGUCAACAAUUUCCUGAAAGUCCUGCAGCACGUGCCCAACGAUCUGCUUAAGAGAGCUUUCCUGAAGAUGUGCAACGGUCCCGAGGCAUUCCUCUCCCUGAGGUCCCACUUCACCAGCUCCCAUGCUUUGCUGUGUGUGAGCCACUGGGUUCUGGGCAUUGGAGACCGCCAUCUUUCCAACUUCAUGAUCAACAUGGAAACUGGAGGCAUGAUCGGCAUUGACUUCGGCCAUUCAUUUGGAUCAGCCACACAGUUCCUCCCUGUGCCGGAGCUCAUGCCCUUCCGACUGACUCAGCAGCUUGUGAAUCUGAUGAAGCCGUUGAAGGAGUCCGGUUUGAUCCAGAGCACGAUGGUCCACUCCCUGCGAGCCUACAGGGCUGAGCCGGACCUGCUGCUCAACACCAUGGAUGUAUUUGUAAAGGAACCUUCUCUGGACUGGAAGAACUUUGAGAUGAAACAACUGAAGAAAGGAGGCACAUGGACAGACAGUGUAAACACCAAAGAAAUCAACUGGUUUCCCCUGCAGAAGGUGAACUUCGCCAGAAGGAAACUAGAGGGCGCUAAUCCAGCCACAAUAACCAGUGAGGAGCUGAAGCUGGGCUUUGAAAAGGAUGCUGCCUUCCAGGGAAUGCAGGCGGUGGCUUUGGGAUCUGAGGAGCACAACAUUCGGGCGAAGCUUCCAGCUGCAGGCCUUUCUGUGGAGCAACAGGUGGACUGCCUGCUGGACCAGGCCAUGGACCCAAAUGUGCUCAGCAGAGUUUGGGUGGGCUGGGAGUCAUGGAUUUGAUGUGGAUCGUUCGUUUAGUUUCCUAAUGAUUGCUGUUAUGGUUGAAAUGGCUGUAAUUAUUGGGAAACAAAUUGUUUCAAUGUUUGGAAUAGUGUUAAAUGUGAAGAAGAAAAAGCCUGUUUGUAAGGUUAGCAUUUUGAAAGACUUGUUGAAUGGUUACUAUGAUGUCUUUUGUAGGUAUGGAAAAUAACUCAGAAACAGAGAAUUGAAGGAAUCGCAAUGAACAAACCUAACAAAUGUUAAUCUGGAGUUUUAAUACUGUAAGAUUACUGUAAGCAUCUGGAUCUAAAUAAAAUAUUACCACGUCA